UGAAGGAAGAGUUCAGUGUGGAAUUAAACGUUGAAGAAUAAACUAAUGGAAAUGAACAAAUUUAGAGCCAAUAAAUUCAUAUAAAGCGAAUAUAAUGCAAGUUAAUAUAGUCAACCUCUUGACAUGGCUGCUGCUGAUGGUAGCACUCGUCUGGAGCUGGCAAUUCAAUGGAGGUGUGGCCAUGCCACAGGUGGAACCGCGCCAUCAAACCUGCGACAAUGAGCGGCGAUACGAGAACCAGGUCAUGUGCGAGGGCAAAGACUUUGGCGCCCUGGUGCCGUAUCCGGAUAAUUGCAGCCUUUUUCUCGUCUGCGAUUGUCUGUAUCCCACGGUGAAGCUGUGUCCAGCAGAGCUCUGGUGGGAUAAUUCCUCGCAGAUAUGCAAUUAUCCGCAGGCGGUGGAUUGUGUUUACUACUCCAUUGAAACGCCCGUACCCACGGAUGGAACAACGCGAAUUACACCGGGUAUUACCACCGAAUCAACGACUUUAAGUACUCCAAAAGCGUCCGAACAACCAACACCGUUGAGCACUCCAAAGGUCACCGAAGAACCAACCACUUUUAGUACUCCAAAAGUGACGGACAUUCCCUGUAUAACUUCCAGCUGGGACCCGCCACAGUCGCCGCCUGGCAUUCCCGAUGAUUUCUGUAGGCAAUAUCCGGAUGGUUCGGUGCAUCGUUAUCCGUACGAUUGCCAGGCGUAUAUCAACUGCACCCAUGGCUGGCCAGUGCUCAACUAUUGUGUCGAGGAUAAGGUCUUCAAUGAGUGGCUGCUCAUCUGCGAUACCCCCGACACAACCGAAUGCGAGGAGCUGCCAUUGCCCACCCCCAUCCCAACCGAAACGGUGCCUACUUCCACCACUACAGAGAUGGUUUCCACUUCCACGACAGAAGCGGACGAUGUGGAGUGCGGACCCACUCCAGAGUUUGUCGAGGAGGAUUACUGCCAGCCGUUGGGCAAUGGUUUCUACGAUUAUCCCUACAACUGUAGUGCGUACCUCUCGUGCCGCAAUGGCUGCACGGACUUGGACUACUGCAUAGCGGACAAGUUGUUCAAUCCCUGGCUGCACAUCUGCGAUACGCCCGAUUCAGUGCACUGCGAUCCAGAGCCAUAUCCCACAGUUCCACCAUCUACCACGACUGCUCCGAGUACCACAACUUCUGUGGAUAUUUCCACGACUGAUGGCACAACUGCCACCACAGAGGCAGCCACUAGCACCACACCGGGACUGCCGUCCGAUGUGGAUCCCAAUGAUUGUAGGGGUCUACCCGAUGGCAGUCGAUUGCCAUAUGCCGGCAACUGUUCGCAGUUUCUGCUCUGCAAGGACAAUCGAGUGGAGAUGGGUCACUGUCCUCCUACGACGCUCUUCAAUCCGGAUUUCCUCAUCUGCGAUGAGGCUGAUGAUGUCUUGUGCUAUGGCGAUCGCACCACCACACCGAUACCCACGACGACAACUACUGAGGCGACCACACCCACCACCACGGCCACCACAACGACAACGAGGGCCACAACUCUGGGACCCGCGGAGCUCUGUGAGGGUAAGGAUGUGGGAGACUCCUUCCCGUACCCCGAGGAUUGCUCACAAUACUAUUUGUGUCUGGGAGGUGGACAAUGGGUCCUGGCGCCCUGCAUCUAUGGCAGUUACUUUGAUCCCGAGACAUUGAAUUGUGGUCCCAAUGUCUCCCCGACGGCCUGUCAAGUAGGAGAAGCAACCACAGCAGCACCCACAACCACCGAGAAGGUAACCACACCCACACCCACACCCUCAACGGAGCCACCUUCGACCACUGUGGCAACAACCACAACUCCAGCGCCAUCGGGUGGCAUUUGCGGUGGCCGGGAUGAGGGUGAAAAUAUCGCCUAUCCCAAGGAUUGCAACAAGUACAUCGUCUGUGUCUCGCCCAUACCCAUUGCCUUCUACUGCCCCGCGGGAUCGUACUUCAGUUCCAAGGACCAGAACUGCGCCAGCUGGGAGGAGAGCGAUUGCGAUCAGGAUGCCAGCACCACAACGCCGUCCCCAGGCAUAACCCAAGCACCGUUGGAGCCAACGAUAUGCACAAACAGCAGUCGCGACACCUUCCCCUAUCCGGACAACUGUCAGUGGUUCAUCCGCUGUGUGGAUGACUAUAUCUACAUGAUGGACGUCUGCAACUGCGGGGAGUACUACGAUCCCAUGAGCGGAAAAUGCGGUCCAGAUGUACCAUCGGAUGCCUGUCGCUGGGACUACGCAUCCACCACGUCAACCACCAGCGAACCGACAACCAGCACAGCGGUGACCAGGCCGCCACCCCAGAAGAAUCCCUGCGACCAUGUGGUGGAUGGUGCGUUGGUGCCGUAUCCCACCGAUUGCUCCAAGUACAUCAAAUGCGAUCGCCCCAUACCUGUGGCCUUCGACUGUGACAAGGGGGAUGAGUUCAGUGUGGAGCUGGGGGAGUGUGUGGACGCAUCUCUGGCCGGUUGUUCGAUCACAACCACUGCCAAUCCUUCGGGAUCGACAACGCCAUCGACACCAUCGACAAAGACAACAGAAGGGGAUACUUCAACAGAUUCAUCCACAGCAUCAUCUACGGAAUCGUCAACUGAAUCAUCAACAGAUUCUUCCACAGAUUCUUCUACAGAUUCAUCAACCGUUUCAAUAACCACUCAACAGCCAGAUUCAUCUUCCACAGAGCCUGGAACAACCACCACAGAUUCCCAAACAACACCAAAGCCAUCUGGUGGAGUUUGCGAGGGCAAAACGGAUGACUCUCGGGUGCCGUAUCCCAACAACUGCACCAAAUUUAUCGUAUGUCAAUACCCGAUACCUGUGGGCUAUGAUUGUGCCGACGGUUUGGAGUUUAGUCCCACGGAAUUGCAGUGUAUGGAUCCUGAUUUGGCAAACUGUAGUCCGAAGGCGACAACUCCUGCCAUACCAACAUCUACGACGACGGAAUCUUCAACAACGAAGUCUACAACAACAGAAGAACCUUCAACAACAGGAUCUUCGACAACUCAGGCGUCUUCAACACCUGAGCCUUCAACAACGGAGUCUACGACUAAGGAGCCUGCAACAACGGAGUUUACGACCAAGGAGCCUUCAACAACGGAGUCUACGACUAAGGAGCCUUCAACAUCGGAGUCUACAACAACUGAACCUUCAACAACAGAGUCUACGACUAGGGAACCUUCAACGACAGAUUUAACGACUAAGGAGCCUUCAACAACAGAGUCUACGACUAAGGAACCUCCAACGACAGAGUCUACGACUAAGGAGCCUUCAACAACGGAGUCUACAACAACUGAACCUUCAACAACAGAGUCUACGACUAGGGAACCUUCAACGACAGAUUCAACGACUAAGGAGCCUUCAACAACGGAGUCCACGACUAAGGAACCUUCAACAACGGAGUCUACAACAACUGAACCGACUACAACAGAGUCCACUACCCCAAUACCAUCGUCUACCGAGUCUACUACACAGGAACCCUCAUCCACCACCAAGGAGCCAACCACUUUGGAUCCCUACACCCCCAACAUUUGCUGUGGCUAUCCUCUGGGAACUCUUCUGCCAUAUCCGAAUGACUGCAUGCGCUAUGUGGUGUGUGAUUAUCCCAUUCCUUAUGCAGUCGAUUGCGAUGCGGGCACCUUCUUCAAUGAAAACUUGCUUCAAUGUACAUCGAUGCCCAAUGAAAGUUGUCUCUACAAGAGAAGAUAAAUAAUAUUAGUAAUUUAAAUAAAGA
This is a messenger RNA of Drosophila obscura, 3719 nucleotides long. RefSeq names its product mucin-2. The transcript has 2 exons. Gene Ontology annotation, molecular function: chitin binding. The record is from RefSeq and is a predicted model, not a curated record. NCBI's taxonomy places the organism in Eukaryota, Metazoa, Arthropoda, Insecta, Diptera, Drosophilidae. Gene Ontology annotation, cellular component: extracellular region. The coding region runs from base 95 to 3694 and encodes 1199 amino acids.